AUGUCACAUCCAACAUCACAACCACCGGAGGAAAACGUGUCACAGCUAACGCUAUCUCCUGCUUCAGAGCUUUCGGGUUUCGAAUGGUGGAGAAGGACACUACUGUACCAAACUGGCCUUGGGUUCACAGCACAAGACCGUGCACAAUAUGUGUAUGAUUAUCAAAAUCGCAAUCUCGAAGAAAAAUGCCAAUCUUGCAAUGAAAACCUCGAGUGGGUGUUGAAAUACUCACCCUCUGUCAUUUUCAUGAUGAACCAUAUACGAAAACUAAACAAAGACAACGAACCAAUUGACCCCCAGUUUAUCAAAUGUGCUACAUGUGAUUUCACAAAGGGCGGUGGAUUUGACCCUAAUUCGGGAAUUUUAUUGUGCAGUAACUGGAUAAGAUCAAAAUGGCAACUAGAAGACAUCUUGACCCAUGAGCUAGUGCAUGUUUAUGACUACAUGAAAUUCAAUUUGAAUUACAACAACUUGAGACAUCACGCUUGCACGGAGAUACGGGCAUCAAUGUUGAGCGGUGAGUGUAGAAUAUGGGCCGAAAUUAAAAAGACGGGCUUGGGAAAUUUCGGUAAAAAGUUUCAAGACUGUGUUCGAAGAAGAGCAGUAAUAUCGGUUAGUGCCAACCCAGCUUGUCGUAAUACGAAAGAGGCAGAAAGCGUGGUGGAUAUUGUUUGGAGAAGUUGUUUCAACGAUACUAGACCGUUCGAAAGAGUCUAUAGAUGA
This is a messenger RNA of Lodderomyces margitis, 723 nucleotides long. Its product is annotated as putative metalloprotease. Bases 1 to 723 code for a protein of 240 amino acids. Gene Ontology annotation, biological process: mitochondrial proton-transporting ATP synthase complex assembly; mitochondrial protein processing. Lineage: Eukaryota; Fungi; Ascomycota; Pichiomycetes; Serinales; Debaryomycetaceae. Gene Ontology annotation, cellular component: extrinsic component of mitochondrial inner membrane. The transcript has a single exon. Gene Ontology annotation, molecular function: metalloendopeptidase activity. The record is from RefSeq and is a predicted model, not a curated record.